GGCCGUCGUCGUGGCUCGCCGAAUCUGUCUACAGACUUCGUAUGAUCACGGAGGACUACUCUCAGACUAGACCUAUACUCCAGAGAAGCAUCGCUACUCUACCACAUUUGUUGUUUCAACAUACCAUUAUACAUUACAAAUAACAGAACACGGGACAAAUCGCUGUUUAUUUGAUCCGGCGAGUGCUUUUAACACACCUUCUAUCGUUUUCCUCGCAGAUCUUCCAGUCUCACCGGAGGUUCCUUCAACUGAUUGACCACCGAAACGGAGGCGCACGCAACAAAAGACAUGAAAGGCUCUUUUCUAGUUGCCUUACCUGUACUUUUCCUCUCUUUAUCCGCCCAGGUUUUCGGCGAAUCAUCCAUUCCAUCAGCAGCUCAGAUCGUGCACAACGCCAAUCGUUUACUAGCUGAAGGGUCUUAUUCCGCUGCUGCCAGGGCUUAUGGAGAGGCUAUAGAGCUUGACCCGACUGGAUAUGCCAACUAUUAUAAACGUGCCACAGCAUACCUGUCAAUGGGUCGUCACAACGCAGCCUUGGAUGACUUCGAACAAAUUCUCAGAAUAAACCCUGGGUUCGUGCAAGCGCAUUACCAAAGAGCAAAAAUCUUAGCCAAAGAAGGGGAUUUUGCCAAGGCGCAAUAUGAACUCAAGGCUUAUGUUCAAACCAAAAGUGAUUCCGAAGCCGAAGAAUUGUUGCACCUCGUGACGGUCGGUGAAGCUGCUGAAAAAUCGGCAUUGCAAGCAUUUGAAAAGAGAAAAUGGCAAGUUUGUGUCGAUCACUCGACUAAGGCUUUGGAAGUCGGACCGAACUCGGAGAGGCUGAGACGAUUGAGAGUAAAUUGUGCAACCGAAUUGGGAGACAUAAAUAUGGUAUAUGGGGAUUUGAGCCGUUUGGCAUCAUUAGACCCGUCGACGACUUAUUUGCCACUACAACUCUCCAAUAUAGCCUACUUUAUCCGAGCAUCUUCCCAAGCAGCGGUUCAUAUAAAACAAUGCCUUCACUUUGAUCCCGAUUCCAAACCCUGCAAAACUGUACACAAGACCAUUAGAAGUCUUGAGAAAGAUGCUGCCAGAGUGCAGAACUUCAUUGAAAGUGGCACGUACCGUCAGGCGAUCAAGAUUUUGGAUGGAGAUGACGGCUUGCUGGUUCGCUUUGAGAAAGCUCUAGAUGACGCGACAAAACCUAAAGAUGGAUUACCGCCUUACCUUGCGCCUCAAUUCCACCCGAAAGAGAACAGCCAGAUGAGGCUGGACCUUUAUGCUCUCGCAUGUAAAGCCUCCGUCAUGGCUAAUGACUUUGGGGAGAAAGGGGCACACUGGUGUGAGGAAACAAUGGGCAUGAACGAGGAGAAUGUAGAUAGCUGGAUUUCCAGGGGGGAAAGGUUGCUGAAAGUUGAAAAAUGGGAAGAAGCCAUGCGAGCGAUAGAAAAGGCUUUUGAGCUUUCGGGAAGAAGGCAAGACAUUCUCCCCCGAGUACAGAAAGCACAACGCUUGCUCAAGCAGUCUAAGCAGAAGGAUUAUUACAAGGUCCUUGGGGUCCCUAGAGACGCAGACGAGAGGGCAAUCAAAAAGGCUUUCCGAAAGGCAGCGAAAGUUGCCCAUCCGGACGUCGGGGGAUCUGAAGAGAAGAUGGCGGCCUUGAAUGAGGCUUACGAAGUACUAUCUAAUACUGAACUUCGACAACGCUAUGACAAUGGUGAUGAUCCAAAUGACCCGACGGGCGGUCACCAACACAACCCAUUCGCCCAUCAUGGCGGUGGUAUGCCAUUCCAAUUCUUCCAGCAAGGUGGUGGAUUCCAAGGAUUCCACCAAGGUUUCCCUGGCGGAGGACAGAAGAUGCACUUCCAAUGGAACUAAUAUUGUUAGGCCUAGUCAUGAUGUAUACACUAUAGGAGAAUUUUUUUUUCAUCUAAGGGGCAAAUAGGGGCGGAUAGUUCUCCACGGAGAGUUUGCACAUUGCGAUAGAAAGCCAAGUCAUACAAGAAGCCAAGCAUGGGGAAGAUCAAUCCAUGAAUGAUAUCCUUUUCCGCAUCUAGCGUUAUCUACGUUUUUAGGAGAGCAUGAAUCUGAUGAUUGACUGGUGGGGGUAGUCAUGGUGAUACAAUCUAGACAUGUUGCCCAGCAAAUUGUCAAACGUAUUACGGAGAGAAUCUACAGGAUGAAAUA
This is a messenger RNA of Cryptococcus deneoformans JEC21, 2166 nucleotides long. Its product is annotated as co-chaperone, putative. The transcript has 9 exons. Gene Ontology annotation, biological process: protein folding in endoplasmic reticulum. Gene Ontology annotation, cellular component: endoplasmic reticulum. NCBI's taxonomy places the organism in Eukaryota, Fungi, Basidiomycota, Tremellomycetes, Tremellales, Cryptococcaceae. The record is from RefSeq and is a predicted model, not a curated record. Gene Ontology annotation, molecular function: misfolded protein binding; protein-folding chaperone binding. The coding region runs from base 289 to 1857 and encodes 522 amino acids.